Molecule: messenger RNA, 923 nt
Organism: Panthera uncia (snow leopard)
Lineage: Eukaryota; Metazoa; Chordata; Mammalia; Carnivora; Felidae
Product: cystatin-13-like
Exons: 5
Coding region: 406-831 (141 amino acids)
Molecular function (GO): cysteine-type endopeptidase inhibitor activity
Source: RefSeq, a predicted model, not a curated record
CACCUGGCCAGGGAGUGCAACCAGAGGGCAGAAGCACCCUUGAGCUCAGGUCUGACUGACACCCUGACCAGAGGCAUGAACUGAAUGUGUUGGGGCUGGAGAGUGGCUCACGAAGGGAGCUGCUUAGAGCUCAAGUCCUCAGGAAGGAGAAAGAUACCACCUGUGGGUGAGGACAGCCAGCUUAAGCCUCAGCAAGCAGGAAAGUGGUGAAGAGCUUAGUUCUAAGUAGAAUGGAAUCUCCUCAAAAACAAAUUUACACUACAAGCUGUGAUCUACACAUUCUCAUCUGUUAGACUGAGCAGUGCCAGGAAGAUCUAGGGGUGCAGAAGCAGCAGGGCCAGCUCAGCCCAGUCCAGCCCUGGAAGGAAAAAAGGAACAAGGUGUGUGCCCCUUGGCUGAGGUGCCAUGGCCAGACUCUGCCAGAGCCUGCUGCUCCUGGUGGCCACUGUGGCCCUUGUAUCCAGAAGUGUUCAUGCCUGGGGCAGGCCAAAGGUGGUGAGGAAAUUCCAAGACAUCCCUGAAACCUACGUCUAUGUGCAACAAGCACUGUGGUUCGCCAUGAAAGAAUUUAAUAAGACCAGCAAAGACAAGUACAGCUACAAGGUGGUGAAGGUCCUGAAAUCCCAGGAGCAGGUCACAGAGAGUUUGGAUUACUUUCUUGAAGUCAAAAUUGCCCGAACAAUGUGCAAGAAAAUUUCAGGAGAAAAUGAAAACUGCUUAUUACAACAGGACCCCCAAAUGCAAAAGAUGUUUUAUUGCACCUUUAUUGUUGCAACCAAACCUUGGAAAUUUGAGUUCACUAUGCUGAAGAAACAAUGCAAAGAGGUAUAAUUAUCUUCUAGCAUAUUCAGCUGCUCUCACUUCCAUUUUAAAGAAGCAAAGACACUUGCAAAACAUUUAAAUAAACUGACCCAUUGACUUCA